Messenger RNA from Silurus meridionalis, 1861 nucleotides. It is a transcript of the gene rbfox1l, whose product is annotated as RNA binding fox-1 homolog 1, like. Gene Ontology annotation, molecular function: mRNA binding. Gene Ontology annotation, cellular component: cytoplasm; nucleus. The transcript has 12 exons. Gene Ontology annotation, biological process: nervous system development; regulation of alternative mRNA splicing, via spliceosome. NCBI's taxonomy places the organism in Eukaryota, Metazoa, Chordata, Actinopteri, Siluriformes, Siluridae. The record is from RefSeq and is a predicted model, not a curated record. Bases 200 to 1339 code for a protein of 379 amino acids.
CAGCACAGAUUUGCUCUCGAUACAUACUCAGCUUUUCACUUUCCUUCUCUUCUUUUCAUUUGACACUAUUCCUCUGUUGUUGGAUCAUUUUCAUUUCUCUUCCUUAGUUUCUGGAUUCGUUUCUAUCACCUGGGUUCUGCUGUCUUUCUCUAGAGAUAUUUUCCACACUUUUCUGUCUGUCUUCUCCUGGCUAUGCAACAUGUUGUCCUCGCCUGCAGUCAUCCUGCAGCCGUAUGGUCUGCCUAUGUAUCCACAAACGUCCUGUUACCCCAGCCUAAUGCAGGGUGCUCCUGCUCAGGAGGCGGGGCCAGGCAGCAGUGACCCCGCCCUCCCUCAGGUCUAUGCCGCACCUCCUUCAUAUCCACCACCUGGACAAGCCCCACCCACUCCUGCAGCCAGACUCCCAACUCUUGAUUUUAGCUCCGCCCACUCCAGCUCUGAUUACCCAGACCACCAUCAGCUCCGAGUGUAUCAGAGCGCUCAGCAUGAGGGGGCGGAGCCUCUAACCGCUAAUAACACGGAGGAAGGUCUGGCUCCUGUGACCUCUGACCCCCAGCCUCUAAAUGUUCCUGUGGUGACAGGCGCUGGACCAGGAAGCAGCAGUGAAGAAGAGGGUUCUGGAAAAGCCCAACCCAAACGCCUUCAUGUCUCAAAUAUUCCCUUCAGAUUCCGUGAUCCUGACCUGAGACAGAUGUUUGGGCAAUUUGGCAAAAUCCUGGAUGUAGAGAUCAUCUUCAAUGAGAGAGGCUCAAAAGGUUUUGGCUUUGUUACAUUUGAGAACGCAUCAGAAGCUGAUCGAGCCCGAGAGAAACUUAACGGGACGAUCGUAGAGGGGAGAAAGAUCGAGGUGAACAACGCCACAGCCAGAGUGGUGACAAAGAAACCACAAACUCCUCUUGUUAAUACUGCAGGAUGGAAGAUUAAUCCUGUGAUGGGAGCAAUGUACGCUCCAGAACUCUAUACAGUGGCCAGCUUUCCUUACCCUGUUCCCACUGCCACACUGGCUUACAGAGGCUCUGCCCUGAGAGGGCGUGGUCGUGCUGUGUAUAACACUAUCCGCUCUGCUGCUGCAGCAGCCACGCCCACUGCCGUUCCAGCCUAUCCAGGGGUGGUCUACCAGGAAGGACUAUAUGGAACUGAAGUCUAUGGAGGAUAUCCUACUGCGUACAGAGUGGCUCAGUCUCCUUCAGCCACAGCUACAGCUGCAUACAGUGAUGGGUAUGGAAGAGUGUAUGCCACUGAUCCCUAUCAUCACUCUGUUGGUCCAACCACCACCUAUGGAGUCGGCACUAUGGCGAGUCUAUAUCGAGGAGGCUACAACCGCUUUACCCCAUACUGACUUCCGAACUGACUACUAGUGACCCCUAGAUGAUGAAAUGGUCAGAGCUUCAAUCAACCAAUGACCUGAAGAGAACCUGGGAGAAGCCACAAGCCACACUGACCUCAUACAUGGUGCUCACAAAGCUCACAGUGUCGUAGUUAGCGGUGAGCUGAGAAUAAACUACUGAAAGAGAAGAGUUCAGUACUGCUAGCUGUUAAGUCUCACCAUUUUAUUAUUAUUAUUAUUAUUGCUACCUUUUGUGCAAUUAGCAACACAGUGGUGUACGCUAAUGUGCUAAUCAUCCCACCUAGUUCAGGCGAACAAAGGAACUGCAAUCAGUCACUGGUCAGGAAAUGUGUGUGUGUGAUUAUGAUGUUAGCAGGAACAUGCUGAUGUGUUUGCAGUAUUACUACGAUAAAUAAUGACGUUCACUUUUAGCUUGUUGAAGAACAGGAUUAGGAUUUGGCCUUACAGGCCACAUAUUUUUCAACUAGAGUACAUCUUUUUCAUCAAAAGGGCGGCGCUUAAGUAAAAAUCUGA